Molecule: messenger RNA, 4267 nt
Organism: Corythoichthys intestinalis (scribbled pipefish)
Lineage: Eukaryota; Metazoa; Chordata; Actinopteri; Syngnathiformes; Syngnathidae
Product: fidgetin-like
Exons: 3
Coding region: 248-2530 (760 amino acids)
Molecular function (GO): ATP hydrolysis activity; ATP binding; microtubule severing ATPase activity
Source: RefSeq, a predicted model, not a curated record
UGUUCCGAAGGACUGCUGAGAUUCCAACAUGGCAGUGGCGGCUGUGGUCAGUGUCUGCUGAGCAGCUCACUUGGGAUGCUUCCAGCUCCACCGCGACCGGGCCUUACCGGACUUCCCCUGGUUCCGAUGCUGUCCUGAAAACGCAAACAAUCCCUCAACCCCUGUCCCCCCACCUCACCCUACCCCACCCCAACCCCACCGAAACACCACGCUUGAGGUCGACCUGUGGCUAAAAUAACAGCACGACAUGAUCAGCAGCAGCAACAACAGCAGCAGCGUCUAUGGGUUGAAGAUGCAGUGGCAUCCUGAGCAAAGCCAGUGGGCUGAACAGCAUUUUGAUAUCUCCUCGACGACAUGCUCCCCAGCCCACAAAGCUGAGCCCUAUCGUGUUGUACCUGGACACCUUCAGUGCUCUGCUGCCUACCAGUAUGCCUGGGCGAACGAUGACAUCUCAGCCCUCACAGCCUCCAACAUGCUCAAGAAAUACGCGGAGAAGUAUUCAGGAAUCCUGGAGUUGCCCAUGUCGUAUCCCGAAGUCCCCAGUAUUCCAAGAGGGAUAAACGGACGGAAGGGUGAAUCAGAACCCUGGCAAGAUGGUGUCUAUCCAAUGAGCUGCAUACCCGACGGGGUUCCCACCCGCAAGGGAGGCGUUACAGCACCUUCUGAAGUGGUAACUGGUUUGUGCAGCUCUCCUGGUCUUGCCUCUAGCAACCUGAGUGAGCCUAGCUACUCAAACAGCAGCUGUGGUAGUCACAGUGCCACACUCCACUCAUCCUCAUUGCCUUCUCAGGAAUUUGGUAUUUCUUACAGUGGUUCCUACUUGCACAGUAAUUACAAUUCCCAGUCAGUCCCUGUCCCUGCACAUCCCUCCCCAUUGCACAGCUCUGGUCUUCUGCAACCACCUCCGCCGCCCUCCCACUCCUCUUUAGUCCAAGCUUUCAAUGGAGGCUCCCAAAACUUGUCUAAUUAUAAUUACUCUACUCCAGGAUACCCUGCCCAGAGCUCAGUUGGACCUGGAUACAGCACUGGGGGAGUGCCCCCACCAGCCUCAUAUCUUCCCACAGGCAUUGCCACACCAACACCCCUUCCCCCUUAUCAAUACCAUAACCAUAACUUGGCCCCAAUCACCCCGGGUCCUCUGAACAGUUGCUCCUCCAACUUGCUGAAGAGGAAAGCCUUCUACGUGACAGCCCAGGGAGAUGUAGACUCGUCUUAUGCAAACUAUGGCUAUGACCAGACACGCAGUUCAACUGAGAGCCCAAUGUACAAGGUGGCUGACAGUAGCAGCACAAACAGAAGCUGUAAUAGUCCCACUGGCAGUGGUUUUGAUCGGAGUGUUGAGAAGCCAGCUCUACUUUUUAAUCCACAAAAGCAGUCCGCAAUGCCUUCAGAGCAGCAGAAGCAGCAGAGAAAAUAUAGCAGCCAGGCAACUAGCAACCCAUUAUCUCCAUCAGCCUAUGUUUCUUCCUCACUCGUGGGUUCUCGCAUGGCAGACUCUCUUGUCAGCUUCAUAUCGCCAACCCCCGGUGAUCAAAGUGCUGAAGCUCAUCGUGUCCGUCACUCCCACUCAGGGGCUUCCUCUUCUUCAACCAUGUCCUCCUCACGCUCUGCUGAAGAGCAACUAAAAUCCUGUGACCCUCACCUCUUGGACAUGGUUACCUCUGAAAUUGUUCAGCAGGGUCCUCCCAUUGACUGGAGUGACAUUGCAGGUUUAGAAUUGGCCAAAGCAACCCUUAAAGACGAGGUUCUGUGGCCCAUUCUACGCCCUGACAUAUUUAGAAGCUUAGGACACAUUCCACGUUGUGUUCUGUUGUUUGGCCCAAGAGGGAGUGGCAGGACGAUGCUUGCCCGGUGUGUGGCCAGCCAGCUUGGGGCAUCAUUACUUCGACUCAAUGGGUCGACUUUAGUCACCAAGUGGCUGACAGAUGGGGAGGAAAUAAUCCGAGCGUCCUUCCUAGUAGCUUGCUGCCGUCAACCCUCUGUACUCUUCAUUAGUGAGGUGGACAUGCUGCUUUCAGCACAGUUCACCGAAGGAAGUCCCAUCAACAGACUAAAGGGGGAGCUACUUUCCCAGCUGGACUCACUUCUAAUGGGCUCAGGUGUGGAUGGAAGACGUCAAGUAUUAGUGUUUUGCUCUACAAGCAGGCCCCAGGACAUAGAUGAGGGGUUGCAUAGGUACUUUGCUCGGCGCAUUUUGGUAUCCCUGCCUGAUAGUGCGGCCCGGCACCAGAUUUUUAAACAGUUCCUCGCUCAAUCCCAGCACAAAUGCUGCAUUAGCGAGGAGGAGCUGACACUGCUGGUCCAACACACUGAAGGUUUCUCUGGACUUGACCUAUCUAGACUUUGCGAGGAAGCCCGUGUGGGUUUGUUACACAUUUCCACACAACAGAGCAUGGAAAUGUCCAAUAUGAUUCGGCCACUAACCUACAAGGACUUUGAGCGGGUCUUUUGUAAAUUGCAUGCAAGUAUAUCGCAAAAAGAGAUUGACAUGCACAUUGAAUGGAACAAGAUGUUUGCCUGUAGACAAUAAAAUGACAUUGAGUACUUAUUGCCAAGAGGCCCUUUUCCUCAGGGCAGAGAUAUUGUGCUAGAAGGGGAAAACAACAAUAAGGCCUCACAGAAAAUAAUUCACACCGUUUUUGCAGGAUAUGUAGAGACACUGUAUUAUGUAUAUAUACUAGGGGUGUAACUGUAGGCUAUAAUUAAUUGAAUGUAUAUUUUUUCAGUACAGCACAGUGUUGUACAGAACAUGGAUGGAUGAGACCAAGAGCAUGUCCUUUACCAGGAAAUGACUUGAUGUUGAUUGGAGAAAUUACAACUACCAACAUAAAUCUAAAUGAACCUUUAAUCUCUUGUGUGAACUAAACUGUGAUGUAGGGCGUAUCGUUACACCCCUGAUAUAUACAAUUCUUAACAAAUGUAUUAGACCAGCUGUCUUAAAAAGAAGAGGUCAUGUGGUGUCAUUAAGUGAUUUAAUGGCGCCUCCUCCAGCGAGCUCGCCUUGGUUUAUCAUUGUCGGGUCAAUCCAAAAUUGAGUCGCUGGGCUUCUCGUAGGGAGAAGUCACCAAUCAGUCAAUCAUAACAUGCAGGCACUAAACCAAAUUGGUCUGUUGACAAAUGUGAGUAAACAAUUAAAAUUUGACAUCCUAAUUUAGACAUAUCAAUGUGUUUGACUAAUGAUUUUGUGUAACAGUCAACAAGAAAAUUCUUAUAUAGUUGUAAUUCAACUUUAGCAUAAUAUAUGCAUGAAUUCAAAGAGCUAACAUACAGUUGAAUCACAGAAAAAAAAAAUUGAGGUAAUUAUCAAUACUGUUAAUUUAGGGCAUUUUAACAAAUACCCCAACAACGGAUGGUGGUCUGAUAAAUUUGUAUAGCACUGUGUAUAUAUACUGUAUAUAUACAUAUAAUGUUCUUUGGCACUCUCAUCCAAAAUUAAUGGUACUGUCAGGCCAAACCUUUGAUAAGUGCAAAACAUUUUGGCUUUAUAUCAAAGUGUGAUUAUGAGAUGAGCAUUUCAGCUUUCAUUUUCAGGUAUUUACAUUUAGAUCAAACACUUCUACUCUGGGCACCUUAUUUGGCAAUCCUUAGUUAUUUUAUAAGUGUGUUUUGAGGAUCUCCAAAUCUGUCUGCAUCUUUUUUUUUAAUUGUUAGACACAAUCAUUCUGGCUGUUGACCUUGGGACAUCAUCUUGCUGCUGCCACCAUAAUGUUAUAUUAUAUGUUGUGCCAUCAGGAAGAUUAGUCAGCCUGUCCCUGGAAAAGACAAUUUCCACAGAUAGGUUGUGAUCAUGAGUAAAUCCAAAGGCUUUGCUUUUCCAAAACUUGGGAUUCAGAUUAAACUUGGUUUCACCCAUCAAAAAAAAAGAUUUUUUUUUCAGCUUGACUCGUAUCUUUUUUUUUUCUUCAUGUAAAUGUCUUUUACUGGUGCUGUAGCAGUCACUUUAAGGUCGUAAUUAACAUAUCUAAAAAUUCCUGACAUCAGCUAUGAAUGUGUUGUUUCUUCUUGAUGGCAUUCCAAAUGUGUUUAUUAUGUUCAUAGAAAGACUGUCACUGCUUUCACAAAUUCUUUGAGCUUUACAAUUGUUCAUUUUUCACCCACAGUUUUAUCAUGCUGGUUAUGCCGCUAACUAGUAUAAAUGAUAAAUGCAGCAAAAACAAGCUUAAAAAAAUAAAAUUCAGUUAAGUAGUCAGGGAAGGCAAAAGCCAAGGCUGAAACUAAAAAGUAUAGACUUUCAGCACAAUUACAGGUUUGAAUUAUAAAUACAGUG